Molecule: messenger RNA, 1875 nt
Organism: Arthroderma uncinatum
Lineage: Eukaryota; Fungi; Ascomycota; Eurotiomycetes; Onygenales; Arthrodermataceae
Exons: 7
Coding region: 1-1875 (624 amino acids)
Cellular component (GO): membrane
Molecular function (GO): ATP binding; ATP hydrolysis activity; ABC-type transporter activity
Source: RefSeq, a predicted model, not a curated record
AUGGGUUCGGACCUUGAGGCUAAUGGGGAUGAGCACCCCUUUCUUAUGAAUGCCACCGUCGACCAUUUCUCCUGGAAAUCCGUCACUGUGACCGUUAAGGAUAGAGAAACGAAACAGCCCAAAGCGAUUCUCUCGAACGCCAGCGGUUAUGUCAAUAAAGGUGAACUUAUGGUGCUUAUGGGCCCAUCCGGAAGUGGGAAAACGACUCUGUUGAAUGUCCUUGCGGGUCGAGCUAGCAGUCUAGGCGAUGGUGUCAACGGAGACGUCCUUGUUAAUGGCAGAACUGCAUCGCGAGAGACGUUCCGACAUUUGAGCUCAUAUGUCGAACAGGAGGAUGUCCUCAUCGGAUCACUGACCGUUGAGGAGACGCUCUAUUUCGCUGCCCAGUUGUCACUCUCAAGAUCAAUUCCAAAGAAAGAUCGAAUUCAGCGUAUCAAAUAUCUGCUCAAUUCUUUCGGUAUCCAAAACCAGGCCAAGACCUUGAUUGGCACCCCAAUUCGCAAGGGCAUCAGUGGUGGACAGAAGCGUCGUGUCAGCGUGGCCGCUCAGUUGAUUACCUGCCCUAAAAUCAUCUUCUUAGAUGAGCCCACCAGCGGCUUGGAUUCCACCGCCAGUUUUGAGGUUAUGUCUUUCGUAAAGGCCCUCGCGAAAAAGAACAACCUCAUCGUAAUCGCAAGCAUUCAUCAACCUUCCACGUCGAUGUUUCAGUCUUUCGACAAGCUUCUCAUCCUAUCUAGAGGGAAGACCUGCUACUUUGGCCCGGGGGCGCAAAUGAAGGCUUACCUUGAUAAAAUGGGACACCCGAUGCCCCUUCAAAUCAACCCAGCAGAGUUCGUGCUUGAUCUUGUCAGCACAGAUUUCGCAAGCAACACCGACGAAGCAGAGGCUGAAUUGGCUAAAUUGCACCAGGAGUGGGAAGAUUCAGAAGAAGCUUCAAAUGUGAAUCUCGAAAUCUCAAGACUCACUACGCUUUCUGAAAAGGAGGGAAAUAUCACUCUGUCCGCCGACCAGCCUCAGCAUGUCAACAUAUUCUCGACUAUAAUCACUCUUCUUCAUCGGUCCUUUAUCAAGGGUUGCCGUGAUGUGGUGGCAUAUGGUAUCCGAGUCGCGAUGUAUCUUGGUUUGGCCAUCAUGGAGGGAACUGUCUGGUUGCGAUUGGGAACUGGCCAGGAGAACAUUCAGCCAUAUAUCAAUGCUCUGUUCUUCUGCUCCGCGUUCAUGUCGUUUAUGGCCGUCGCCUAUGUUCCCUCGUACCUUGAAGAUCGCGCAACCUUCAUCAAGGAGAGAGCCAACGGCCUAUACGGCGCAACGUCGUUCGUAAUCUCGAAUUUCCUCAUUGGAAUGCCAUUCCUAUUCAUGAUCACCAUAAUAUUCGCCGUUGUAGCUUACUGGCUUGUAAACUUCCGCUCAGGCGCAGACACUUUUUUCACUCUAGUGCUCUGGCUCUUCCUCGACCUGCUGGCCGCCGAGUCCCUUGUAGUCAUGAUUGCAUCGCUGUUUCCUAACUUUGUCGUGGCUUUGGCGCUGACUGCAUUCACGAAUGGUGUAUGGAUGAGCGUUGGCGGCUUCAUGGUUGCACCCGCCAUUCUGAACGUAUUCUGGAAAUAUGUCUUCCAUUAUAUCGAUUACCAGACAUAUGUCUUCCAGGGAAUGAUGGUCAACGAAUUCUCAGGCCGUGUUUUCGAAUGUGGAAAGUCUUGCCAGUGCAUGUAUACUAGCGAACUAGUAUCCCAGUGCAAAAUCUCUGGUAAAGGUGUCCUGGAUGCGUUUGGCUACGCGACCGACAAGCAGGGCCAGUGGGCCGGCAUUCUCAUUGCAAUCACCGCAGUCUAUCGAAUCCUGGGAUGGAUCGUACUGUAUAUGAAGAAGACUUGA